AAAACCCCCUUAUCUCAAUCUAUCUUCUCCCAAACCUUCACCACUUUUCUAUAUCUCCUAAACUUUGCCUUUGCUCUUCUAAAUCUCCUCUCCCUUUUCCCCCUUUUUGCAUGGUUUCUUAGCUUCUUCUCCCAUAAAACAAACUCACUUUUUAAUUUUAAUCUUCUUUUUUCUUUGGAGUUUCAUAUAGCUUUGGAUUUAACCUAUUAAUCGCCUUUUAUUUAGACUGAAAAAAAACAAAGUAAAUAAGGAUUUGAAGAAAAAGAUUUGCAGAGAGAAUGGCCCCAAGGUCAAGUAGGAGCAAGGGAAACAAAGCCAAGAAUGAGAAGAAGAAGAAAGAAGAGAAAGUUGUACCAAGUGUUGUUGACAUAGCUGUCAUCACCCCAUACGAAACUCAAGUUGUGCUCAAGGGCAUAUCGACUGAUAAGAUACUGGAUGUGAAGAAGCUUUUGGCAGUUAAUGUUGAAACAUGCCACCUGACACAGUAUUCUCUCUCUCAUGAGGUUAAAGGCCACAAAUUGAAUGAUAAGUUGGAGGUUGUUGGUCUGAAGCCAUGUUUGCUGAGAAUGGUUGAAGAGGAUUACACUGAUGAGUCACGUGCCGUGUCCCACGUGCGGAGGCUCCUCGAUAUCGUCGCGUGUACUACGCGCUUCGCGAAGCCUAAGGGCGGCGGCGGCGGCGGUGGAGCGGAAUCUCGUCCGAAGAAAAGUAAAGUACAGCAGAGCACGGCUGUACCAGCGCGGCAAGAUGGAGAAUCUCGGUUGCCGGAGACUACGCAGUCGGUGGUUUCGGGGAAUUACGAGAUGGUGGCGAUUCACCCCAUUCCCAAGCUCUCGGAUUUCUAUGAGUUCUUCUCUCUUUCACACCUCUCUCCGCCCAUACUACAUUUGAAAAGAGUGGAAAGUAAAGACGGAGAAACGAGGCGAGAUGGCGAUUAUUUCGAAAUGCAGAUAAAGAUAUGCAAUGGGAAGAUCAUACAAGUGAUGGCAUCCGCGAAAGGUUUCUAUACUUUGGGGAAACAAUACUUGCAGAACCAUUCUCUGGUGGAUUUACUGCAACAGCAAAGUCAAGCUUUUGCCAAUGCAUAUGCAUCCUUGAUGAAAGCUUUUGUUGAACACAAUAAGUUUGGUAACCUUCCAUAUGGUUUCCGUGCCAAUACUUGGCUUGCUCCUCCCUCGAUUGCUGAUUCCGCAUCUCACUAUGUGCCCCUCCCAAUGGAGGAUGAAAACUGGGGAGGAAAUGGUGGAGGCCAGGGAAGACAGGGAGAGUACGAUCAUAGGCCAUGGGCAACAGAUUUUGCAAUAUUGGCAAGCCUUCCUUGCAAAACAGAGGAAGAGAGAGUUGUUCGUGAUAGAAAGGCUUUUUUGGUUCAUAAUCUAUUUCUGGAUGUCUCCAUUUUUAAAGCUGUUUCAUCCAUACAGAAAGUCAUAGACUCUAAUGCUAUGGCUGCAUCAAAAUUUUCUUCGGGUUCAGUUGUGUUUGAGACCAGACUUGGAGACCUAAAUAUUACAGUCAAACGAGAUGAGGCAGAUACUAGCUUGAAAAGGGAACUCAAGAUUAUCGGCAGCAAAACAAUGAAUGAAUCCGUGAAGGAAGUUUCCCAGAGAAACAUACUAAAAGGAGUAACCGCCGAUGAAAGUGUUGUUGUACAUGAUACUUCUUCUUUGGGUAUUGUAGUUGUCAAGCAUCGUGGCUACACUGCCACAGUCAAGGUUGUUGGUGAUGUAAAAAGCGGAAGGAACCUUUUAAAAGAUAUUGAAAUUGAGGACCAACCUGAUGGGGGGGCCAAUGCCCUUAAUAUUAACAGUUUGCGCUUAAUGCUUAACAUGCCUAGUGUGGAAUCACCAGUCAGAGGGCAAGCUCUGCAUUCUGAUUGCAUGGUUGUUGAGACUUCGAGAUCUCUGGUCCAGAAAGUAAUAAAUGAUUGUCUAACAAAGCUGGACAAGAAUCCUGCAACAGCAGAAAGUUGUAUCAGAUGGGAACUUGGUUCUUGUUGGGUGCAGCAUCUACAAAAGCAGGAAACCCCAAUAGAUAAUAAUUCUUCAAGCCACAAAGAUGGAAAUAAGGUUGAACCAGUGGUUAAGGGACUCGGUAAACAAUUUAAACUGCUAAAGGCAAGAGAAAAGAAAUCCCCUGGUGCUUAUGGCUAUGAUGAAGAACAGAAUGCUGGAUCCAGCAGCACAAUCAUGGAAGACAAUACAGAAGAUGGGAAAUUUUGUGCGUCUGAUUAUGAGUUGCUAAAAUAUGUUCCUGAAGAUGCUUUCUUGCGAUUGAAAGAUACUGGGACUGGCCUUCAUACAAAGUCAAUGGAUGAACUGGUCAAGAUGGCAUUUGAGUAUUACGAUGAUGUUGCUUUACCCAAGCUGGUUACGGACUUUGCAUCACUUGAACUUUCUCCAGUUGAUGGUCGUACACUGACUGAUUUCAUGCAUCUUAGAGGAUUACAGAUGCGUUCCUUAGGUCGUGUGGUCGAACUUGCAGAUAAGCUUCCGCAUAUACAGUCUCUUUGUAUUCAUGAAAUGGUUACGCGAGCUUAUAAGCAUGUAGUUCGAGCUGUUAUUGCUUCUGUUGAGAGCAUGGAUAACAUGUCUGCUGCUAUAGCCACAACAUUAAAUUUCUUGCUGGGAUCCUGCAAUGCUGAAAGCAGCGAUCAGACUCUUAAAUUGCAAUGGUUGCGGGCAAUUUUGGAGAAAAGAUUUGGUUGGAAAUUGAAAGAUGAACUACAACACUUGAGAAAGUUAUCGAUUCUGAGGGGUCUUUGUCAUAAGGUUGGGUUAGAGCUGGUGCCUAAGGACUAUGAUUUGGAAUGCUCCACCCCAUUCACAAAUUCUGAUAUUAUCAGCUUAGUGCCCAUUUGCAAGCAUGUAGGGUGCUCUUCUGCUGAUGGGCGAACUCUACUUGAGUCAUCCAAGAUUGCUCUAGAUAAAGGGAAGCUGGAAGAUGCUGUUAAUUAUGGAACAAAGGCUCUGGCAAAGAUGAUAGCUGUGUGCGGUCCUUAUCAUCGUACAACUGCUAGUGCUUACAGUCUUCUUGCUGUUGUCCUGUAUCACACUGGAGACUUUAAUCAGGCGACUAUAUAUCAGCAGAAGGCAUUGGAUAUCAAUGAAAGAGAGCUGGGGCUUGACCAUCCAGAUACAAUGAAGAGCUAUGGGGAUCUAUCAGUAUUUUAUUAUCGCCUUCAGCAUAUUGAAUUGGCUCUGAAAUAUGUCAACCGUGCAUUGUUUCUUCUCCAUUUCACAUGUGGGCUUUCUCACCCAAAUACAGCAGCUACUUACAUAAAUGUAGCUAUGAUGGAAGAAGGCAUGGGAAAUGUUCAUGUUGCUCUCAGAUAUCUACAUGAAGCCCUUAAGUGCAACCAAAGACUAUUAGGAGCGGAUCACAUCCAGACGGCUGCUAGUUAUCAUGCCAUAGCCAUAGCUCUUUCAUUGAUGGAAGCAUAUACACUCAGUGUGCAGCACGAGCAAACUACUUUACAAAUUCUUCAGGCUAAACUGGGAGCAGAGGAUCUUCGUACUCAGGAUGCUGCUGCAUGGCUCGAGUAUUUUGAGUCAAAAGCAUUGGAACAGCAAGAAGCAGCACGCAAUGGAACCCCAAAACCAGAUGCAUCUAUUGCCAGCAAAGGUCAUUUGAGUGUGUCAGAUCUCCUUGAUUAUAUAAGUCCUGAUCAGGACUCAAAGGCCAUGGAUGCUCAGAGGAAACGACGCCUUAAGGCUAUUCAAGUCGGUGAUAAAUCCCCUAGAGAGCAGCGAGAGGAAAGGAAUGAAGACCCUAUUAUUAUUGGAAGUGUCAAAAUAAGUGCUGUAGUGGAGGAAAGUAGCGGUGAACCGGACAAGGAAGAUAAUAAAUCCUCUGAAGUGCUUGUCAAGGUUGCUGAAACCAGAUAUGAUCGUCCACCUUCAGACCAACUCGUCCUAGAAGGAAAGUCAGAAGAAGGGUGGCAGGAAGCUACUUCAGAAGGACGGGCAGGAAACGGCGCUACAAGAAAGUUCAACAGAAAGAAUCCAGAUCUUGCCAAGUUAAAGGUUAAUUCAGCACACUCCAACUAUAAGGACGUCGGUUACAGAAAGGAGGCUGUUUCUCAGGGGCAUAAGGUCACACUUAAGACUGUUUUUGCUGAAGCAUCUCUAACAAAACAACCUGGCACUGUAAGCUUAAAUAUUACUGAUGAUUCGAGUAAAGUGCCCCCGAAGAUUUUGGGAACCAAAACUUCUCCCACUUCAGCAUCCAAAGUAUCUCCGGUUCCUGCCACUCUCACAGCAUUAGCUUCAAAGUCGUUGUCGUACAAAGAAGUAGCAGUGGCUGCGCCAGGUACGGUUCUAAAGCCCUUACUGGAGAAAGUUGAAGAAUUAAGUGAGGAAAAAACUGACCACCAGAUAUGCAUUAGUCCGAAAGAGACAACCCAGCAUGACGGGGGAGGAGUUUCUCUAGAUGACUCCUUACCAGAUUGUGAAGAUGCAAAAGGAGACAAUGAAGGUGAUACUCAAGAAACUCAAGAUCAGGAGAAAACUGUAGAAACGAAUGGAAGCAAACUCUCAGCCGCUGCUCAGCCAUUCAGUCCAAGUGCCUUUAUUUUGCCCCAUUCACUGCAAUCAACUGCUGCCACUAGCGUUUAUGACAUUCUAGCCAGCCAAGGCACACUUAGCGAACCAGUGGGUUUCCCUUCAGUUGCUGCGCCAGUUCCUUGUGGUCCUAGAUCACCUAUGUAUUAUAGAGCAAGCCAGAGUUUCCGGAUUCGACCUGCGGUUUUGAGUUAUCAAAUCCCAGUUACUGAAAGAAACGGUGUUGCGUCUCCAAAGACAAUGAACCCACAUGCACCUGAAUAUGUUCCUAGAAGAGCAUGGCAAACUAACGCAGCUACAGAAGAUUCGAAACCCACGAUUGAUUCUGAAAAUCCUGUGGUUGGUGCUGGUUCUGGGGGUGAGAAGGUCGAUGAGAAAGUUACAAGCGGUGUUAGAGGGGAAAGACCGAGGAGAACCAGUUCUGACGCAGAGAAAGCAGAGUUAGCAAGGCAGAUACUGCUCAGUUUCAUUGUAAAAUCUGUGCAGAAAACUUCAGAUCCUCCAGCUGCGACUGAAAAGAAGCAUGAGUAUUCGAGCAAUUCAGCUGAAGCAAUUGCAAAUGACAGUGCAAUCAUAAAGAUACUUUAUGGCAAUGAUGAAAAGGCAGCGACACCAGAGACCAACAACGGCGAGAGCCAGAAGGUGGCAGAUGUAAAUAAGAAUAAGACCAGAGAUGGGGAAGGCUUUGUGCUUGUCACCAAGCGGCGGAGAAACCGGCAGCAGUUCACAAAUGGUGUGAAUGGCCUGUACAGUCAACAAUCAAUAUGCGCUUCAGUUCGUUGAAGAAAGACAGAGGAGCGAGAAUAAGUCUUUUGGGGCAUUUAUUCUUCUCAGUCAUGAAAAUAUUCUGGAAGAAAUGGGGCUUCACAUUAGUUGUAAUACAACCUGAUAGGGGAGGGGAUAGUACUUAAUUUGAUGGGUAGAGAGGGAGAGAGAUAGAGGUGAAGAGACUUGAGGUUUCUCACCUUAAUUUUUGGUUGAACGAUGUAAAAUAUUAUUUGAUUCAUGCCUUGUCAAGUUCAACUUUAGUUAUCUUUGAAAUAAAAUACAUGUCAUGUCAA
This is a messenger RNA of Salvia miltiorrhiza (redroot sage), 5620 nucleotides long. Its product is annotated as protein REDUCED CHLOROPLAST COVERAGE 3. Gene Ontology annotation, biological process: organelle organization. Lineage: Eukaryota; Viridiplantae; Streptophyta; Magnoliopsida; Lamiales; Lamiaceae. Bases 279 to 5342 code for a protein of 1687 amino acids. The transcript is spliced from 23 exons. Gene Ontology annotation, cellular component: cytoplasm. Gene Ontology annotation, molecular function: protein binding. The record is from RefSeq and is a predicted model, not a curated record.